Zingiber officinale is the source of this 1867-nucleotide messenger RNA. RefSeq names its product probable galacturonosyltransferase-like 7. Bases 123 to 1571 code for a protein of 482 amino acids. Gene Ontology annotation, molecular function: glycosyltransferase activity. The record is from RefSeq and is a predicted model, not a curated record. The transcript has a single exon. Gene Ontology annotation, cellular component: Golgi apparatus. NCBI's taxonomy places the organism in Eukaryota, Viridiplantae, Streptophyta, Magnoliopsida, Zingiberales, Zingiberaceae.
UCGCUCGUCCGCCCUGUCAAUCCCAACGGCCCCGACCCGGUGGCCGCUGCGCUGUCACCACCAAGAAAGAGACAAUAUGAUCGAGAUAGGGAGGGAGGAGGAGAGGCGGCGGAGGAUGGAGAAUGAAGUCAAGGCAGAGCUUCCUUCGCUUCCUUGGCCUCGAUGGAUUCUUCCCCCUCGCUUCUAGGGUUAAGCGCGUUUUGCUUCGCUGGCGAUUGCUUCCAGGCCAAGCUUUCGCACUCGGGAGCACAAACCCUUGUGGAUCGCGAUCGGUAGCGGAGUCGCUUCUCCUCCGUUUCGCACUGGCGGGGAUCAAAGGCGCCGUUGUCUUCCUCCUUGUGUCGGCGCUUUCCCGCCUCGCUGAUAGCUUCGAUUUCAAGACUCGGCGGCGGCGUCGGUGGCGGAAGGGUUGGGGCGGAGGAAGCCGCCGGGGUGGAGGAACUCUACGAUGGGUCGUCCGCCUCUCCGGCUUGUGCUCCGCUGCCAUGGUGAUGGUGUUGUUGGCCCCCUCCCUCCAGUCGUUCCCCCCGGCCGAGGCCAUUCGGUCCUCCCAGUACCUGAGGUUUCCCGGCGGUGGGUACAACCACCGUCUAGCCGCCUCCGCUAUCGAGACCAAAGGGUUCUCCUUCCGGCAAGCGCCCUGGUUUUACAAUGCCGCCGACUGCGAGCCCCCGUCUGCUAACGGCAGUUCCGUCUGCGAUUCCUCGUUGGUCCAUGUCGCAAUCACCCUCGACGAGGAGUACCUACGGGGCUCAAUCGCGGCGGUUCACUCGGUGCUGACGCACACCCAGUGUCCAGAGAGCGUUUUUUUCCAUUUCUUGGUUUCGGAGCUGGGUCUGGAGUCGGUGGUGCGCUCGGCCUUUCCAGGACUCCGAUUCAAGGUGUAUUACUUCGAUCCGGACCGCGUCCGCUGGCUGAUUUCGACGUCGGUGAGGCAGGCCCUGGAUCAGCCCCUUAACUACGCGCGUAACUAUCUGGCGGACAUUCUUGAGCGGUGCGUUAGCCGUGUGAUCUACCUCGACUCCGAUCUGGUGGUGGUGGAUGACAUCUCCAAGCUGUGGCGGAAGGGAUUGGGAUCGAGGGCCGUGGGUGCGCCGGAGUACUGCCAUGCCAACUUCACCAAGUACUUCACCUACAGAUUCUGGUCUAACAAGCGCCUCGCAGCCACAUUUUCGGGCCGCCGACCUUGUUACUUCAACACCGGAGUGAUGGUGCUUGACCUUGUUCGGUGGCGGCGCGCGGGGUACACGCGGCGGAUAGAACGAUGGAUGGUGGUGCAGAAGAGGGGCGCCACGUCUGGUGGAGCAGGGCGAAUCUACGAGCUGGGGUCGCUGCCUCCCUUUCUCCUUGUAUUUGCAGGUCAAGUCGCUCCCAUCGAGCACAGGUGGAACCUGCACGGGCUCGGCGGAGACAACGUGAACGGCAGCUGCCGGAAUCUCCACCCGGGGCCAGUGAGCCUCCUCCAUUGGAGCGGCAAGGGCAAGCCUUGGUCGCGGCUCGACUCAAACCAACCUUGCCCGCUCGACCACCUCUGGGCGCCCUACGACCUCUACGGUUUCGCUGCCAUUUGACGUUUGCACAGCUUCUUCGGUACUAAGCUCUCUACAUUUCCCUUCUAUUUCUCAUCGUAAAUCCUCAUCUAAAGCACCUCCAUUGUCAUCUUUGUCCAUUAUUUUUGUCGCUCUCUUCUACAUCGUCUGAUUCUUACAUCUCCAGGUUUAAUGAUGCACUACUUGAAGUUGUUUUUUGUUCUUUCUUUCUUUCUUUUACUCAUUCGUUGCUCUCCACUAUUUUGGUGCGAGGCGAUCUUUCAUUUUGGCUACUGCUUUGUUAAAUAAAAGGGUGACGGAUAAUUCAUUUUGUUGGA